Messenger RNA from Rubroshorea leprosula, 1951 nucleotides. NCBI's taxonomy places the organism in Eukaryota, Viridiplantae, Streptophyta, Magnoliopsida, Malvales, Dipterocarpaceae. The record is from the annotation of a GenBank genome assembly.
GAAUUUGUUUUUGGUCUAUAUGUAUCUGUGCACACUGAAAGGCAUAGCACCUUUGUUAAAUAAAGAAGAAAAAAUUGAAUUUCUUACUUUUUGCCAUUGCAAUUUUGAGUAUUAGGUGAUAUGUUAAAGCCAGGUAUGCCUAGAUGAUUAUUGUAGAUAGUUUGUUUUCAUGCAAUGGAAAAGCUUGCCUUUUUUGAAAAAAAAAAAGUGAACAUAAAAGAUAGAAAGAAAUCAUAAUCAUUGAAUUUUUUCUGAAUGAUCCUAGGUUGCUAUUUUGCUUCUUACUAAGAUCACUCCAAAAAGUAUAGCUGUUCACAAUCCCACAGAGGUGGCUAGAUUUGUGGUAAGUUUUCCAUUUAAGUUUCCAUGUUCUUCUUGAACUUGCAACCAAAACUUUGUUGAAAAACUUUAACUUUCUCUUUAAAACUCCAUGGUCUAUGUUGCUAUUUAACUCUUUUCUACUUAGCUGAUGACUGCUAGCAAACUAAAAUUAUUUGGCUAAUGCCAUUUGCUGUGUCAUUGAUUCUAGUGGAAAUCCAAUUUAAUUUUUUUGCCAACAGGUGCCUUUCUGUUUGUUUACAGUUUACAUGUUCUAAUUUUAUGAAUUCCUUGCAGGAUAUGAUUGAAAAUGUAUUGGAGAUAAAGGAUACUCAUGUUAGAGAGGUAGAGACACCCCUUGUUGAUAUGGUUGCAAUUGAUGCAAGUGCAACUCUUGUUGAUUUCCAACGUCUGUGGGUGACUCACAAGGCAGGGAAUUGGUAAUUCAUGUCUAAGGCUUUGUCUCCUUCAAGAAACCUGUUGAAAGAUUUCUGUUUACAGGGUAUCUGUUUUUGAGUAGCGUGUUGACAAUAUAGUUGGCAUUGCAUAUGCAAUGGAUCUACUUUAUUUUGUUUGGAAGGUCAGCAAUUUCCCCCUUCGAUGCACCCUUUUUUCCAUCAUUAGAACUUUUUGUAUCAAUUAUAUGCAACAAUGUCAAUAUCAUAGCGUGCAGAUUUAUAAUCACUUCGAUUUUUAUUUCUUUUUUUGGGAACUGGUGAGGGUGAGCAACUUGAAAGUUCUACUGUGAGAGACAUGGCUAACAAACCUGCCUACUUUGUGCUUGAUUCAAUGUCAGUGUGGAAUCUUCUUAGAGAGUUCCAGAUCAGAAAGGUUCACAUGGCUGUUGUUCUUAAUGGAUAUGGCAGAACUGUUGGGAUAGUAACCUUAGAAGGUGUGGUUGAGGAGAUUGUUGGAGACAUCUUUGAUGAAAAUGAUUCAAAGGAGGAGAUCCAGAAGAAAACUGGCUAUAUUGUAAUGAGAGCAGAGGGAGUAUAUGAUGUCCAUGCCCAUGCAUCUAUUUAUUGGCUGAGGACUUGAAUAUCAAAAUGGCAGAGGAACAUCAGUGUCAGACCGAAUAGGGUUUCGUAUGCGAAGUAUUUGGAUACAUCCCUGGGCUAUUAAGAGCAUCAAAGUUUCCUCAAAAGGGAUAAUCAAGAUGAUGAUGAUAAGCAUGAUGAAGAUGGAUCUGGUCAUCAAGAUUUGAAGGAAAGGCAUCAAAUAUAUAGACUUGAGAUAUUAGCUGCAAAUGCCUGAAAGGUUAGUGCUGUUCGUUUUGAGCAGAUAAACAAUGGGGAAGCAAUGUCAGAGGCCAAAAAUGGAACUCGAUUGAUUCCCAAAUUCAUGAAGAGGAAAGGGAACAGUGACAAAUUGGAUAACAUCACCUAUGAUGAGAACGCAUUUCAGAAGAGAUAAGAGAAUUGCCUUUCUGAUUGCUUUGUAGUUCUGAAGAUACAUAAGAUAAUGGCCAUUAGCUACAUUACAUAUUCUGUUUUCUUCUUUAGCUCGUUCUUUUCGUUCCCAUAUUCUUACUGCCCCAUGAAGAGCAAACGGAAGGAAACCACAGGAUUACUAGGUAGACUAACAUUGUAAUACUUUUUCACAGAUGAAGUGAAGUAUCAACAUCUGAAAUAUC